Emericellopsis cladophorae is the source of this 1827-nucleotide messenger RNA. RefSeq lists its product as uncharacterized. NCBI's taxonomy places the organism in Eukaryota, Fungi, Ascomycota, Sordariomycetes, Hypocreales, Bionectriaceae. Bases 1 to 1827 code for a protein of 608 amino acids. The record is from RefSeq and is a predicted model, not a curated record. The transcript has a single exon.
AUGGCGACCAAUUGGUCCUCCCUCAAGGUGGUUGACCUCAAAGCCGAACUCAAGAAGCGCGAUCUACCUCAGCAUGGAUUAAAAGCCGAACUCAUCGCCCGUCUGGAGGAAGCAGAGCAGACUGCUGAUGUGCCGCCUCACGAAGACGACGUGGGGCAUGAGGAAGAGAAUGCUGCGGACAGCACCAAUGACCUCGAGAAGCGUCAAAACGACGAUGAGCACAUGAAGAAGGGCGCUCAGGCAUCUGCCGACGGUCAGAAGGAUGUCGACCCGUCUACGGAACCUGCGCAGGCUGAACAGAUUGUUGGAUCGACCGAGCAAACAGAUCAAGAGCCUCCGGCCACCACGACCGAUGCACCCGAGCCGGCCAAGGAGGUCGAACAAGACAACUCGACUCCUGCACCUGUCGAGCCCAUGAAUGCGACAACAACUGAAGAGCCCCAGGAUGCGAACGCGACCCAUGCUGAGCAGACUGCCCCCAAUGGAGAACAGCCAGAAUCGCCAAAGCGCGAGCCAGCCCACGAGGACAGCAUGGCUGUCGACGCGGCGGAAGUCUCACCGCAGCCCAAGGAAGCUUCGCCUAUGCCCGAACCUAUCCCUCCAUCAGAAGACACUGAGGACCCUGUCGCUGCCGACGCCAACCAGAAGCGGAAGCGUCGGUCCGCGAGCCCAUUGCCCAGUGAAGAGUCCAUGGCCAAGCGCGCCCGUGUCGCCGAAGACUCCCGCAGCGAGGAUGCUGCGCCCUCCGUCAGCAUUGCUUUCCGCCCAGACGAAGACGCAACCAUGGGCGAUGCCAACGACUACGAGCAAGAUCUUCCCGAACAGAGUGUCGCUCCAUCGAUCCACCACGCGACACCUGCUCUCUACAUCUCGAAUCUCAUGCGACCGCUACGCCCGGAUGAUGUCCAGGCUCACAUUGUCGACCUCGCUACACCGCGCGGCCACUCGCUGUCAAACGAUAUUAUCACUACCUUCCAUCUCGACCAGAUCCGCACGCACGCCUUUGUCGUCCUGACGUCCACGGCUGCCGCGUCGCGCGUCCGCACACUGCUACACGACAAGGUUUGGCCUCGAGAGAGCAACAGAAAAGCACUCUUUGUAGACUUUAUCCCCGAAGACCGCGUCAAGGAAUGGAUCGAUACAGAAGCCCAGUCGCGACGAGGCACGAGGUGGGAGGUCAUAUACUCCUCCGACCCGGAGCCAGAGGCAACCCUCGCUCAGAGCACGGACACAUCCUCCCGUCCCACGGGUUCAUUCUCCAAUGCCAUUCCCACCGGGCCACGAGGCGACUCUAUCAACAACAUCCCCGUCGGUCCGCGCGGUGCACCGACUGGUCCGAGAGCCAAGCGCUCUGGACCAGGCCCGUUCCCUCCCAAUGGACCGGGUCCCCAUCCUUCUGGCGGUAACAGGACACGAGCGUUCCCACCAGUCUCGUUCGCACCAGUGGCCGACGAACUCGCGCAGCGACGAAUCGACAACAUUCGUGGAUUCUACACGGACCGUCGUGGACCGUAUGGCAAGGAGCUGAAUCGCUACUCGUUUGAGGACGGCGACAGGUUCGUCGACCGGGGCACCGAGGUGUUUGUUGCCAUCAGGCCGCCUCACAGGGACAAGCCUAGGGGAGGUGGUCGCGGUCGGGGCGGUGGUCGUGGUGGUGGGGGCGGUGGGAGAUUCGACGACCGAAGGUUUGAUCGCAGAUUUGACGAUCGCAGGUUCGACGAUGGUAGACGAUUCGACGAUCGGAGGUUUGGGCGGGACCGCUUUGCGGGUGGCGGCAGAGGAGGUGGUCGUUCAUGGGGUGAUCGUUACAUGCCCGAUCGAAGGUGA